CAUUAUUGUUUUCAUUAUUUUUAUUGAUAAACGCAACUUUGAUUGCUAAUGCAAUAGCGAGACUAAUGCAAUGCGUGCCGUGAUUUGAACAUUCAAUGCCAAAAGCAGCAUUGUUGAUUAGAGUACUGCUAUUGGCCAAGGUAUCAGGCUGGUGAAGUCAGGUGAGACCAGUCCAGACCGGACUGAAUGGGAGGUGGCAAAGAAGCAACCAGGUAGGAAGGUAGGGAGCGAAAGUGAGCGCGUCUCCAAGAAUGGGCAAGAAGGUGCGGUGACUGCGAAACGGUGAUAGAAAAUAUCGCGGUGGCGACGAUAAAGUUUGGAGUAUCAGAGGAUUGGUGUCCGAUCGAUCUUUCCUCGAUCGUCUGUCGAUCGCGAAAAGUGCGGAGAACGCAUGUGGGACGUGCCACUGUUGAGAAAACCGUGACGAUGAGGUGUAUCAUGGUAUCGUAGCUGGUACCAAUCCACCAGCACGCACAGGAAGAGAGAGAGAUUGCGAAGGACAGAAAGAGAAAGAGAGACGCGUGCCAUGUUACGAACGUGUUGCUGAUGCGAUGCAAGCCAGUGAUUCUCACCUCGCAUCACGAGGUAACGCAUGGAAGAAGAAGGUUGCUCCUGCGCGUUCCUCGACGUGUAUUCAGUGAGCGUAAAGCCGCGGUGACGUAAACGUGCCCGCACAAACUGUCCUUCUCCGCCAAUACAUAACGAGGAAUAUCUCAUUUUGGGCGGCGAGAUGACGAGGAAACUCAGCAAGUUUUUGAUACUUUUCGAUAACACGAAUCUACUGUAUUUUCCUGGCCACUUCUUGUCCGGUCGUGUUCUCAUAGAGCUGGACGAUGAAGCUUACGUCUCGGGACUGCAUUUCCAUGUUGUGGGAGAAGGUGUAGUUCGGGUACGCAGUCAACGUGCCGAGAGAGUUUACGACAAAGAGAAUUACAUCGAUUUUCGCAUGCGGCUGUUGGGUGAACCAGGCGAAGGACCGUCAUUGCUAUCUCCCGGAAUACAUAGUUUUCCCUUCAAAUUGGGGUUACCACUUGGUCUACCCUCCACUUUUCUCGGAAAACACGGAUGGGUGCAAUAUUAUUGUAAAGCGGCUCUUCGUGAGCCAGGUGGACUUACUCACAAAAAUCAACAAGUCUUCAUCGUCAUGAAUCCGAUCGACUUAAAUCUGGAACCUCCGAUAUUAGCGCAACCUGCGAGACAGGAGAUCGAACAGCGCGUGGGUGUCUCUUGCGUAUCGGGUGGUCCCGUAUUUUGCAGAGUGAGUCUAGACCGGGGUGGAUACGUACCCGGGGAAACAAUUGGUAUUUCUGCGACUGUCACCAAUCGCAGUAAGGUGACGAUGAAGUCAACCAAGGCGUCACUCACAGAAACGAUACAGUACCUGUGUCGGGGUAAAGUGCUCGCCAGCGAGACUCGCGAGCUGGCUAGCGUUUCUAGGGGGAAGAUUCGGCCGGGUGAGGGCGAGGAGUGGCUAAACGAACAAAUGUACGUUCCUCCUUUGCCGCCGACGAAUCUGAGAGGAUGCCACUUGAUCAACGUUCUCUAUCACGUUUACUUCGUCAUAAGUCCGAAGAGUUUGGACAAAGAAAUCAAGUUACAAAUACCGAUCGUGCUGGCCACGUACCCCUUGAGGCCGGAGGGUGCACCAGCUGGUACGGCACCGUCCAAACGGGGCGCUCAUUACCCAUCGACGUUACCCAUCUUUCGACCUUGGCUCGAUGACAAGGCCUUCGAAAUACAGGAGUGAAAGCUCAUCAUUACGUAUCUAUUAUUGGAUUAUUACAAAAUUAGUGCCUUUGUAAUAAAAAAGGCACUAAUUUUCUGUGAUUAUUAAAGAUCACUACUGCGCCCGCGCCCGUGCGAUUACUCCGUCAAAAAUCUUCAUCGAUUCUUGUAUUGCUAGUCACAGCAACGCUCGUGUAAAAUUUCAAAGAAUCGAUGACAAUCUUUGAAAAUACCGUAUCUGGUGUGCAAUUAUAGGUAGCUGCUAAAACAUUUAAUGUAUUAUACAUUGAAUCUUACGAAUACUGACAAUACGCUAAUCCUGUUAAUUGCGUUCAUGAAGAAUCAAAUGUAUAAAUUGUAUAAUAUUGUAUAAUAUAAGAUAACUGAAUAACAUUUUUUUAACAAAAAUAUGCGGAUAAACAUACACAUAGGACGAAUUAUAUAUAUAUAUAUAUAAAAUAUAUUUAUAAAGAAAACUAUGUAUAAGUUGAAAAAAAAUUUAAUGAUAGAAAAAUUUA
Messenger RNA from Solenopsis invicta (red fire ant), 2243 nucleotides. RefSeq names its product arrestin domain-containing protein 2 (gene Vdup1). Gene Ontology annotation, cellular component: cytoplasm. Bases 731 to 1747 code for a protein of 338 amino acids. NCBI's taxonomy places the organism in Eukaryota, Metazoa, Arthropoda, Insecta, Hymenoptera, Formicidae. The transcript has 6 exons. Gene Ontology annotation, biological process: protein transport. The record is from RefSeq and is a predicted model, not a curated record.